GGCUCGCCGCCCGGGCCCCGGCCCUGCACCUGUGACUGUCGCGGCGCUCGCCCUCCCCGCCCGGCGCCCGCGGCCCCAUGGCCCCGUCCCGCCUGCAGCUCGGCCUCCGCGCCGCCUACGCCGGCCUCAGCUCCGCGGCCGGCUUCUCCAUCUUCCUCGUCUGGACCGUGGUGUACAGGCAGCCGGGGACCGCGGCCAUGGGGGGGCUCGCAGGUGUGCUGGCACUGUGGGUGCUGGUGACGCACGUGAUGUACAUGCAGGAUUACUGGAGGACCUGGCUCAAAGGGCUGCGUGGCUUCUUCUUCAUGGGCGUCCUCUUCUCAGCAGUCUCCAUCGCCACCUUCUGCACCUUCCUUGUGCUGGCGGUCACCCGACACCAGAGCCUCACAGACCCCAACAGCUACUAUCUCUCCUGCGUCUGGAGCUUCAUCUCUUUCAAGUGGGCCUUCCUGCUCAGCCUUUAUGCCCACCGCUACCGGGCUGACUUCGCCGACAUCAGCAUCCUCAGCGAUUUCUGACCCGAGGGGUGAGGUUUCUGGACCCCAGGGGUCCUCAGGACCUGGACUCAGCCUCAGAGACACCAGGCAGGCCUGCCACACCCCCUGGAAACCCUAGAUCUGUGGCAGAAGAUACAUAGCAAGAGGACUGCGGUCUUUCAGGAAGCUGUCCCAUCCCCGCUGUGGGGAGAUCUGGGUGCGGUGGAAAGGGGUCCUUCCUGCCAAGUUGCUCCUCCUCGGCCUGGCUGGAGGGCAGCUUUUGGCCUUUUCAAAUGGAUCUAUUUUCUUAGCCCUCAGUGAGGAAUCUUCCUAAGGAGGGCCAGGGCAGUGAGUCAAGGGGUAGGGCAGUGAGCCUUGACCUAUGCCUGGGGGCACUCUCCCUCUGGCCAGGCUGGGAAGCUGAGAGGUCAGGCCAGGUAGGGGAUCUCUGGUAGAGGCUUCUCACCCCCCAGCCUGUUGUCCUUGAGAAUCAGGUGGCUUCACUCUUCAAUCCCAGAGAUGGCAAUACUUGGCUCUCUUUUCCCGAGGCCUGGGGACCUGAGAGUUUAGUGUCCCUCAUCUCCCCAGAGCUGGUCUCCCAUGAGUGUGCUAGAGCCACUCAUCCUCAUCCUCGCCAUGCCCAAGCCCUCUCUUUUACACAUAGCACCACCCUCCCCAAGCAGGACUCCCUGAACAGGGCCAGACUAAGUGUCUGUGGAAGGUGCCCUGCCCCCAGAAGGGCUGUGGGGAAGGGGGCAGCGUGGUGCAGGCUGGAAGGAACCCCUCAACUCUUUGCCCAUGCACCUCCACCCCUACAUUUCCAUCACUUUUCACACGCGUUCUCCCUGGCCACGAGACACCCCACCGAUCCUGCCCCUGCCCACUGCCCUUCACCUAGAGCUUUUGUCUUUUUUAAUCUCCUUUCUGAAGGACCACAUCUGCUUUUCUGCCUAUACACUGGCACAAGGGCUCAUCUAACCAGGAGGGAAGGAGCUACUGUUACAUAGGUCUUUUUAUGUUAGGUUGCCAUUUUGCACGGUCUAUCCUUUCCCCACCUGAUGUGUCCUGCCCUUCAGCUCUUUGCCUUAUCUGUGUCACUGUCACUUUAGCAGAAAUACAGCAGCCAUUUGUAUCAGAUAGGCUCUGGUUGUUUCUUGAGGGGUGGGAAUCUUGGGUGAAGUGGGGGCGGUGCUGUGAGCGCAGGGAGUAGGCAGAAAGGGCCAUGGUGGAGGGUCUCUCGUUAAACCGUCUCCUUAGCUCAAGCUGUGCCCUGGAGGGCAGGGGGAGAUCUGUGUCUCAGGGGCUGGAGGCCCUCUCCCUCUGGCCCCUCUUGGCAUGGGGGAGCCCAGCGGCUUGGCUUUCAGCCCAUCGAUGCCCAGAGGCACAGCUUCAGCACCCCCAGUGGUAUUUAGUGUCUUGUCACCCAAGAGGCCAGAACAGAAGUGCAGGGGUGAACCUGUUUCCGUUCGUGUUCUCCCAGGCUGAGGGCUUGGGGCCGGGUCUGAGGUGACGCAGCUGCUGUGCCUGCUGCCUGAGAAACCUGGCCGGCUCAGACCUAUAUAAAGAUGGGCGUCGGCAGCCUGGCACCUUCCUCUCUGGUGACUGGAUGAGCUUGUCCCAGCCUGUUGCCUCAUGCUUGGUCUCUUCCCUGGUGCAUUCAAGCAGGGAGGGACCAUAAACAAUGUCUAUUUCUGGAGUCUUUAACCGAUAAACAGGCCCCAGGAGGUGACAUGACUUACCCAAGCCCCCAGCUGGGACCUGAACCCAGGUAGGUCCGAUUUGCCACUCUCUGGAGAUAUCUUAGCCAGCUGGGUCCACGUAUCUAUAUCUCCACACUCUCGGUGGGCCUUGUGUGUAUGGACUCAGCCCAAAGCUGCUGCCUCUUUAUUACCCCCACCCGCCGUGGGCAGGUGGUGGCAGCUAGGGUGCGUUCAGAAUGAAUUUUUCCUGCAAGGGAGCUGUCACAGAAGGGCAAGGAGCUGGAGGGGGUGCCGGCCCACAGGCCAACCCCGGCCCCUCUUCUACACCAAACGAGAGGCACACAGUGCGUGUGGCCAUAUGCUCGCCGUACACCCCUCACCCCCAGGAGGCCCUUCCACAAGCACCUUUAAAGCAAAUAAAACAUUUAUUGUUCA
Hyaena hyaena (striped hyena) is the source of this 2611-nucleotide messenger RNA. RefSeq names its product solute carrier family 48 member 1 (gene SLC48A1). Gene Ontology annotation, molecular function: heme binding; heme transmembrane transporter activity. Gene Ontology annotation, biological process: heme transport. Bases 78 to 518 code for a protein of 146 amino acids. NCBI's taxonomy places the organism in Eukaryota, Metazoa, Chordata, Mammalia, Carnivora, Hyaenidae. The transcript is spliced from 3 exons. The record is from RefSeq and is a predicted model, not a curated record. Gene Ontology annotation, cellular component: plasma membrane; lysosomal membrane.